CCCUCACUUUCUCGCCCGUGCGAACAUUGUCCUCGAAAAUUAUCAGAGAGAGAAGAGAGAGAGAGAGGGGGAAAAUUUCUUUGCUGUUGCUAUUGUUUCCCUCGCAACCAAACGCACUCUUCCUCCGCCGCCAUGGUUAUUGGGCUCCAUGCUUCACCCGUUUCACGCGUGUAAGGCACGCGCGGUGUUGCGUACGGAGCUUGUUUCACGCUGGUCAACUGGAGGAGGAGAGGUUUGGUGGAGAGAAGGGGCAUGGGUUCGUCGUUGUCCAGUCUCGCCGACGGAACGAACGGUUCGUCUGCGGCGACGGCGAGACCUAGCCUCGGCGAUAUACCGGAGAGCUGCGUAGCGUGCGUGUUCAUGUACCUGACUCCACCGGAGAUUUGCAAUCUCGCUCGCCUGAAUCGGGCGUUUCGCGGCGCUGCAUCGUCGGAUUCCGUGUGGGAGAAGAAGCUGCCGCCGAAUUACCGGGAUCUGCUGGAUUUGUUGCCGCCGGAGAGGUACCAGAAACUCUCGAAGAAGGAUAUUUUCGCGCUCCUGUCUCGUCCGAUACCGUUCGACGAUGGGAAUAAGGAGCUGUGGAUUGAUAGAGUGACAGGACGGGUUUGUAUGGCGAUUUCUGCAAGAGGAAUGGUUAUAACGGGAAUUGAAGACCGGAGAUACUGGAAUUGGAUUCCGACAGAGGAAUCUAGGUUCCACGUUGUAGCUUACUUACAGCAGAUAUGGUGGUUCGAAGUGGAUGGGUCGGUGAAAUUCCAUCUUCCUCCUGGUAUAUAUUCUGUUUCGUUCAGAACCCAUCUAGGAAGAUUCGCUAAAAGGCUUGGACGACGUGUCUGCAACUUCGAGCACACUCAUGGUUGGGAUGUAAAGCCCGUGAGGUUUUCUCUAUCGACUUCAGAUGGGCAAGAGGCAUCGUGUGAACAUUACUUGGAUGACAUGGAGCAAGACGACAUGUACGGGAACCAUAAACGCGGGUGUUGGAUAGAAUACAGGAUCGGGGAAUUCGCAGUAUCCGAUUCAGAGCCAGCAAUUGAAAUCCAAUGGUCCAUGAAACAGAUUGACUGUACGCAUUCUAAAGGCGGGAUUUGUGUUGAUACCGUCUUCAUAAUCCCGAUAGACGUGAAAGAACGCAAGAGGAAAGGGGCAGCGAAAUAGCUAGAAGAAUGUUCAAUCGGGUUUUAUCACACACUGCAUAUACUUUUGAAAGGUGAUAUUUUGGCUGUUUUUGCGGGUUUUUUCUGUCUUUUAACCGAUACCCGAAACAGGUAUAUGCGAUUCUCUCGACGGAUAGUUGAAUUUUCAUGUGCAUUCGAAUCCAGUUUUGUUUUUCUUGGUUCAUACUCUUUUCACAGAUUAGGGCUGAGAGCGUUGUGUUUUUGGAGUUAUGUUUCCUCUUGUAAUGGCACAUACAGAGUUUCUAUGGCGUCUGCAUGUGAGGUAAAAAAUUUCUUUA
This is a messenger RNA of Tarenaya hassleriana, 1453 nucleotides long. RefSeq names its product F-box protein PP2-A15. Gene Ontology annotation, molecular function: protein binding. NCBI's taxonomy places the organism in Eukaryota, Viridiplantae, Streptophyta, Magnoliopsida, Brassicales, Cleomaceae. The record is from RefSeq and is a predicted model, not a curated record. The coding region runs from base 253 to 1155 and encodes 300 amino acids. The transcript has 3 exons.